Messenger RNA from Trypanosoma grayi, 1986 nucleotides. RefSeq names its product ABC transporter. The transcript has a single exon. Gene Ontology annotation, cellular component: membrane. Gene Ontology annotation, biological process: transmembrane transport. Gene Ontology annotation, molecular function: ATP hydrolysis activity; ATP binding; ABC-type oligopeptide transporter activity. Bases 1 to 1986 code for a protein of 661 amino acids. The record is from RefSeq and is a predicted model, not a curated record. NCBI's taxonomy places the organism in Eukaryota, Euglenozoa, Kinetoplastea, Trypanosomatida, Trypanosomatidae.
AUGCGACACUCUCAGUUUAUCUGGCACCCGCAUCACCCCGAGACGCUGCGGAGCUUCAAGCGCUUCGUGUCCAGCGUACGCCUCCAAACGGACUUUGGGAAUGCGAUGCCGGCGCAGCGUCCGAAGAACUCGUCAAUGCCGUUUUACUUGGCUGAGCCGGAAACGAGGAAGGGCUCAUUCAGACGCUAUUUGCGCACUGCGCGGGAGGAAGCGCCGUACAUCGCAGCGGCUGUGGCUGGCGUUGGUCUCUACAGCGUGGCAACCCUUGCCAUCCCUGCCGGUUUCGGCCAGCUGAUCGACUUUGCGAGCAAAGGGGAGAUGCCACUGGGGACGUCCAUGCAGCUCCUGGGGUGGUUCGUCGUUGCCGGUGUGGGCAAUUUCAUGCGGCUAGCCUGCAUCGGCUACGCCGGGGAACGUGUCAUUGCACGACUUCGCAGCCGCUUGUACCGUGGCAUCGUAGCACAGCCAAUGGCAUUUUUUGAUUCACCAGAGAAUGGCACGGGGGCCUUGGUGCAGCGACUCUCAAUGGACUGCAACGUGGUUGGUAGCUCGCUCACGGAGGCCCUGACCCAAGGCAGCAAAAACCUUCUUCAAACAGUAGGUAGUAUUGGUAUCAUGGUGUACUACUCUCCAACACUAACAGGUGUUAUUUGUGGUAUGAUUCCUCCUCUGGCGAUAUUUGCCGGUAUAUACGGCCGCUAUGUGCGGCGACUGCAGAACCAGAUGCAGGACGCUCUUGCUGCCAAGGCGACUGUUGCAAGUGAACGACUGGGUAAUAUCCGCACUGUAAAGGCAUUUGCCAGGGAAUGGGGGGAAUUAAAAUGGUACGAGAAGAAAGUGGCUGCUGUCUUCGAGAUAAGCAAACGCAUGCUGUUCUACAAUGCCUCUUACGUCUCUUCGCUACAGUUCGUUGGGUACGGUGCGUUGUACUGUAUCAUGUGGGCAGGGUCAAUGCUCGUGGCGACGAACCAUUUGUCGCCCGGUGUGCUCUUUUCGUUUGUACUCUACACAGUAUACUGUGGCAUUGGGCUCAUGGGGCUCACCAACCUGGCGACGGAAAUUAACAAGGGCUACGGGGCCAGCUUGCGAGUAUACGAUAUCUUGGAUCAAGAGGAGCGUCUGCAGAAGUUGCAGGGGGAGACAAAGAAGAUUAUUCCUCUGCAUUGUAAAUGGGAGAUCAAGCUGAAUGGGGUUUCUUUCGCUUACCCAACUCGCCCAGAGGCGCCAGUGUACGAGAAGCUUGACCUAGAAAUCGUACCAUCGCGCUGCACAUGUGUGGUUGGCAGCAGCGGCUCCGGCAAAAGCUCUCUCGCGCUGCUGCUUCUGAAAAUGUACGGGCCGACGGAGGGCAGUAUCACUAUUGAUGGACUGGACUUGAAUGACUUGAAUACGCCCUGGCUCUGUGGUAAGAUUGGCUACGUUGGCCAAGAGCCGGUGCUGUUUGGUGGAUCCAUCGCGCAGAACAUCGCGUACGGCGCCCCCGACCACAAAUGGGAUGAUCCCAUCGACCGGUGGCUUUACUCCUCCGUCGUGGACGCGGCCAUGCGGGCUAACGCGCACGAUUUUAUUUCAGCACUUCCACAGGGAUACGACACCUUUGUCGGUGAGGGCGGCCGUUCACUCUCCGGUGGGCAAAAGCAGCGUAUCGCCAUUGCGCGUGCGCUUCUGCGUGCGCCCAACGUCUUGAUCCUUGAUGAGGCCACGUCCGCACUCGACAGCGAGUCGGAGGUGGUUGUCCACGAAGCCAUCAGUCGGCUGAUUGAAGAUGCCAAGAAUGGUAAAGAAAAACGAACAGUGCUCAUGUUUGCGCACAAACUAAGUAUGAUUCGUAAGUCCGAUCACAUUGUUGUCCUCGACAAGGGGCGUGUGGCAGCUCAAGGUACAUUUGAGGAAGUGCAAACGAAUCCCCUAUUCUGCCAGCUGGUUGGCCUCUCGCCCACGCCGAGGCUUUCAGGCGGACCUGACGCUGCGGUUCAGGGGAAAUAG